AUGUCGACCAAGUAUGCAGUGCUCUCGCUGCCCCUCGGUGUCUUCGACUCGAGUGAUCGCAACGAUGCGGUCCCAACGCUUAGCGCCAUCAUAACUCCUGAUACCGGCAUAGUAGUACCAUUCAGCAUCCCGGACUUCAAGAUUGGCACCCUUGAUGGCCUCGUCCAGCAGGCUGACGACCUCGCAAAACUCGAGGCGUCGUGCCAAGCCGUCGUGGCCAAGGUUGCCGAUUCGCUACGUCAGGUGCUCAACAAUGACGAGGAGCGGCUUGCUUCCUAUAAGAUGGUCAAUGACAAGCCGACGGACCACUACAUUCGCAACUUUGGCUGGAACAAGAUGCGGUACCGAGCCGACAAACCUCUGGGCGAGCUCAUUGACGUGUUGCAAAAGGAGCUGGUCACGGUGGACAACGAUGUCAAAACCAAGUUCAGCCAGUACAAUUCCGCCAAAACGAACUUGGCCGCACUUCAAAGACGUCAGACUGGCAACCUUGCCACCAAGUCUUUGACCCCUGUCGUGGACCCCAGGCUCCUCCUGCAAGAUUCCGAGUAUCUCGAAACGCAUCUCAUAGCGGUUCCGACAAACGCGAGGAAGGAGUUUCUUCAGAAAUACGAGACAAUAGCUCCCAUGGUUGUUCCCCGCUCAGCCGUCGAGAUUACUCACGAUGAUGAAUUCACGUUGUUCGCGACGGCGACCUUCAAGAAGUAUAGUGCCGAGUUCACCCAGAAAUGCAGGGAGCAGAAGUGGACGCCGCGCCAGUACACAUAUGUUCAGGGUGGACUAGAAGAAGAACAGCGCGAGCUGGACAAGGUGGCCAAUGAGGAGCGCAAGCUUUGCGGCGAAGCCUUGCGCAUGGGACGAUCUGGGUGGAGCGAGAGCGUCAUGAUCUGGGUUCAUGUGCUGACACUGAGGGUGUUUGUCGAGGCGGUCCUGCGUUACGGCCUGCCGCUUGAUUAUGUGACAAUUCUGGUCAAGACAACGUCGAAGCUCACUCCCAAAGUCAGAGCCGCCCUCGACCGACAGUACUCGCACCUGGGAGGCAAUGCGUUUGGCCGCGACAAACGCGGAAAGAUCACCAAAGACGACGCCGCCAUGAGCUCUGAGAUGGCUGCUGCUGGGCUGGGAACAGGAGAAGGCCACGAAUACACAGCGUAUGUCUACUAUGAGGUGGAAUUUCCUUGA
This is a messenger RNA of Drechmeria coniospora, 1182 nucleotides long. Its product is annotated as vacuolar H+-ATPase V1 sector, subunit C. NCBI's taxonomy places the organism in Eukaryota, Fungi, Ascomycota, Sordariomycetes, Hypocreales, Ophiocordycipitaceae. Bases 1 to 1182 code for a protein of 393 amino acids. Gene Ontology annotation, cellular component: vacuolar proton-transporting V-type ATPase, V1 domain. The transcript is spliced from 5 exons. Gene Ontology annotation, biological process: proton transmembrane transport. Gene Ontology annotation, molecular function: proton-transporting ATPase activity, rotational mechanism. The record is from RefSeq and is a predicted model, not a curated record.